CCGCAUACAUAGACAGUUAGAAGGGUUGUAUUUAAGAACAGGUGCCAUUACGAAGCGGGAGUUUUGAAAGGUAAAAAUAUAUUAGAAGUUGAGGCGAUGAUCCCCUUGCAAGAAGAUCAUAUUGAUGCUCAUUGUGGCGUUAGCAAUAAACAAAUAAAGGCGAAGAAACGACAGUUAGAACGAGUGAGAAGACAAAAGAUCAACGAAAAGUUGGAAAAAUUGAAGGUUAUCGUCAUGAGACAACUCGGGAAUGAUGUCGGAUUUUACCCACCAAUGGAGAAAGCCGAUAUCCUGGAGCUGGCAAUUCGAUGCUUAGAAAGCAAGGAACAAGUAGAAGACAAAGAAAACACGAUCCACGACAGAAAACCGUUUGAAUUGAACACAAAAGAAAAGUUUAAAUUAGAAACGACGCCUAUAAGAACGAACUGCUCGAAAGCAAAAAAACAUGAACUAGCAGAGAACUGCUACGAUGAAAACUCGAUGAUUUUUAGACAGCUUCCUGCUGAAUUUAAGCCACUCUUACAUCAUCCAAUCAGAUCAUUCAACAGAGAUAACAAGCACCAAACCAAUCAACUUCAAAUACGGACACUGAAGCAUCCAAUAUGGAGACCAUGGACUUAG
Dendronephthya gigantea is the source of this 621-nucleotide messenger RNA. RefSeq lists its product as uncharacterized. The record is from RefSeq and is a predicted model, not a curated record. Bases 97 to 621 code for a protein of 174 amino acids. Lineage: Eukaryota; Metazoa; Cnidaria; Anthozoa; Malacalcyonacea; Nephtheidae. Gene Ontology annotation, molecular function: protein dimerization activity. The transcript has 3 exons.